AAUAAAUUUUACAAUACUUAUUUACAUUUAUAAUUCGUAUCUUACGAGUGUGCAUUACCGACACUUUAUGAAUAUAGCAUGGAAUAGAACCAAGCAUUUAGUACGAUAUCCGUCGGAAGAACCUAAGCGGUAGGAUCCAUUUUAAUAUCAUAGUCGCAUCAAUAGCGCACGCGAUGAGCGAUUUUAACUUGAAAAGUGGCGAAGAGGAGAAAAGUGAUGAAAAUGAGAAACAGCAUGAAACAAUAACGUUGAUUCUUAAAGAGGAACGAUUCGAAGUGGACAAACAAAAAUUGAUCAGCAAAAGUCAAUACUUUGCCGCGCUUCUGUCCGCAAACUAUUUAGAAUACCAGCAGACCGAACAUGUUAUUAAGUAUGAGAUACCUACAGUUUCGUUGCAGGCUUUUAUUAAUUGGAUUCACAAUGAUAAUCUCGAUACUUCGAAGCACGAAUUAAAUGAAGACUUUGAUCACCUUUUAACCUUGUUGGAGUUAAGCGUUUUAUUUGUGGCAGAUAAUUUAGUAGAAGAUAUAACAGAUAGGCUCGAAAAAAAUUAUUUGUCACGACAAUAUCUAAUUGAUAUCUGGUCACUAGCACAAAAAUUGAAUAUUAAUGUGCUACAAGAUCUUGCUUUGGCUGCUUGCUUACAUCAUUUUAAUGAAUUACCGCUUUAUUCAAGCUAUGAACUGCCAAGGGAAGAUCUUCUAAAGUUAGUUGGAAAUAUUAAUAUGAAAUCUAUGGAUUCUCAUUUGCUUAAUACUAUUCAAGAAUGGAUGAUUCAUCAUCAUGAAGAUACAAUUCCUUUAAAGAUUAAAAAAAUUAAGCAUAUAGACUUUGUACAAGCUAUUAUAUCCUCUGAAAACCAUUGUAUCACAAAUGAAUUUUUUAUUCAUUGUUGGGAUGGUAGCAAUUUUUUUGAACUUACUUCAUUCAAAUAUCCUAAGGAGAUUAUAGAUCGUAACAUCAGCGAUUCUAAAAAUAGAUUAAUAGGAGAACGAAUUACUGGCCAUGGAUAUGAUUUAUAUCUUUGUGGUGGAGAAUUUGGUAUUGGCACAGGAAAAUACAAUACAAAAGUGUGGCGUUAUUCUCUAAUUUCUAAGAAAUGGUUUCUUGAAGCGGAAAUGCCAAAUAGGAGAAGACAUAUGAUCGCGGUAUUCCUCAAUAAUAAAUUAAUGCUUGUAGGCGGUGUAGGAUACUGUAGACAAAAACUGGAUAGUGUUGAUAUUUAUGAUAUUUGUACAGGUAUUUGGACAGAAGGUGCGAAAAUACCUGUAACAUUUGUUUCAAUACCUGAGUAUUAUAUUAUUCAUGAAAAAUUAAUCAUAUACAUUUCGGCUUGUAUUUGUAUGUAUAUUCCUGAUAAAAAUAUAUGGGAAGCGAUACCAGAUUUAUCACAUUUAGUUCGUAAACACAGAUGGGACAUUGGAAUACAAUUGUGCAAUGUUCCAAUACUAACGCUUGAGCCUUUGUCAUGUUGCAUUGAUGAUAUAAUGGAUAUAAUGGUUUUAAGAACUGUAACAGAUACAUGCAACGCAGAAAAUUGUGAAUAUAUCGAAAAAAUUGUUCGAGCUACGUGUUUAAAAUACCCGGCCGCAUUCCGUAAAUAUUUUGAUGAAACAUUUUUCUUUGUAGAAUCGAGCAAGUAUGACAAAUCAGUGACAAUAUUACAUGAAACGAUAGUUUGGGAACAUGACAUAAUAGAUAAGUUACAUUUUCAUAAUAUUCCUAUACAAAAUCCACAUAAAUUUCAUCGUCAAGAAAUUUUCGGUACUUUUUUUACCUUAAUGGAUCCAAAACUCUUACAUGCAAAAAAGUUAAAUUUUAUAGAAUUAGAUAUAUAAAAUUCAAUAUUUAAUGAUUAAAAUAUAUU
This is a messenger RNA of Pogonomyrmex barbatus (red harvester ant), 1867 nucleotides long. RefSeq lists its product as uncharacterized. The record is from RefSeq and is a predicted model, not a curated record. Gene Ontology annotation, molecular function: protein binding. Lineage: Eukaryota; Metazoa; Arthropoda; Insecta; Hymenoptera; Formicidae.